AUGGCCCCCAUCACCGGUCCCCUGUUUCCUUACCGCGACAUCAACUUGCGUGUUAGCAACGAUGCCUACACCUUUACCUCCCCAUCCUCACCCAAUGCCCCGGCAUUGGUUCUCGACCGCCCUACCGGUGAUGUCAGCCUGACUGAGCCCUCUCUACAAACCAGCAAACGCGCUACUCGCGUAUCCAGCAUUGCCGGUAUUCUCGGCGUCAUUCAGCUCAAGCUCGACAAAUAUGUCGUCAUCAUCAACAAGACCAAGCCCGUCGGCCGUCUUAAAGGCCAGAUGGUUUACAAGGUCCUCGCCGCCGAGAUCCUACCCAUGCGCGAGCGCCAGAUUCACGAUCCCGAUGAGGAUACCUUUGUCCGCCUCCUCGACACUUUCCUCCAAAAGGCACCCCUCUACUUCUCCUACUCCCUCGACCUGACAAAUUCGUUUCAAAGGCAGUCCCAGGCCGACACCACCAAACCACUCUGGAUGCGUGCCGACGACCGCUUCUUCUACAACAGAUUUCUCCAGUCAGACCUCGUCGACUUCCGCAACCUCGGCUCCCGCGCCCAGCCUGGCGCCCAACCCGCCAUCGACCCCUACAUUCUGCCUUGUAUGUUUGGCAUGUUUGAGACAAAGCAGACGAAAUUCAAGGGCACACCCCUCAGCCUGACCCUCAUCUCUCGUCGAUCGAGAUACCGUGGUGGUACCCGAUUCUUCACCCGUGGCGUUGAUGAGGACGGUCAUGUCGCCAAUUAUAACGAGACAGAGCAAAUUGUUAUUCUCAACGAGGCUAGCACUGGGAUGGGCGGCUUCGUUGGCAGUACCGACAUGCAGAGCGGCAAGCUCGGUGGUACCGACGGCAACGACAUGCAAAUCAUGUCCUACGUUCAGACUCGAGGUAGUGUUCCCACGUACUGGGCCGAGAUCAACAGCUUGCGUUAUACACCCAAACUGCAAGUCCGCUCCACCGAAGCUGCUACCGGCCCCGCCGCCCGUCAUUUCGACGAGCAGAUUCGCAUUUACGGCGACAACUACCUCAUCAAUCUGGUCAAUUCCAAGGGCCGUGAACGCAAUGUCAAGGAGUCAUAUGAGAAGAUGUGCGAAUCAUUAUCUAGAGCCGGAAGUGUUGCCGAUGUCACCAACGAAAAGUUCACCGUGACCCCCAGCAGCAACAGCCGCAAUCACUUUGACAGGAUUCAUUACGUCUACUUUGACUUUCACACUGAAACCAAAGGUAUGAGAAUGGACAAGGCCUACAAUCUGGUCACACGCAUGCACGAAGAGCUUGAGAAACAAUCAUACUUCCGGGGCGUGGAUAUGCCCGGUGGUCUUGACGACAAGCUCGAGGCCCGCAGUCUGCAGACGAGCGUCAUGCGCACCAACUGCAUGGAUUGCCUCGACCGCACCAAUGUUGUCCAGAGCAUGUUUGCUCGUGCUGUCCUCGACCGAAUUUUCAGCGAACUCGGCCUCAUGCCCCGCGGUGCGUCCUUCCGUGACGAGGACCCCGACUUUGAAUUCCUCUUCCGCAACCUCUGGGCUGACAAUGCCGAUAUCGUCUCUGGCUCCUACUCCGGCACUGGAGCCAUGAAGACGGAUGUCACCCGUACGGGUAAGCGCACCAAGCUCGGUGCUCUUCAGGACGGACGCAUUGGUAUCACUCGCUAUUUCCUCAACAAUUUUCUCGACGGUCCUCGCCAGGAUAGCUUUGAUCUCUUUCUAGGUGCCUACCAACCAGGCAAGUCUGGCGUCGGCCUGGGUCGCAUCUUUGUCGACAGGCGUCCCAUCCUGAUCCAGUCCAUCCCAUACCUGCUCGCUUUUAGCACCUUUAUCGUCAUGAUUGGCAUCUUCACCAAGCGCGAGCCAGACGCUAGGGUCCUGCCCAUGCGCCUCUUUAUUCUCUUUUGGACCGCCGUGGCAGCUUGGUGUAUGCACUUUAUCCUCGGACACGGCAUGCUUUACGUCAAUUGGCCCAUACUCAACCCUCGUCCUUUUGCCUCGGAAGGCUACAACGAGCACUACUCCAAAGCACGCAAGGACGCACUACUGGGCAGCUUUGUAGCCCGCCAUGAGCGCGGUCUCAGCACGGCACGCUUCCUUAGUGCCGAGGAAGGCAAAAAGAGAAUUGAGUAA
Molecule: messenger RNA, 2118 nt
Organism: Beauveria bassiana ARSEF 2860
Lineage: Eukaryota; Fungi; Ascomycota; Sordariomycetes; Hypocreales; Cordycipitaceae
Product: putative SAC1 protein
Exons: 3
Coding region: 1-2118 (705 amino acids)
Biological process (GO): phosphatidylinositol dephosphorylation
Cellular component (GO): endoplasmic reticulum
Molecular function (GO): phosphatidylinositol-4-phosphate phosphatase activity
Source: RefSeq, a predicted model, not a curated record